Messenger RNA from Sardina pilchardus (European sardine), 1556 nucleotides. RefSeq names its product keratin, type I cytoskeletal 18-like. The transcript is spliced from 7 exons. The record is from RefSeq and is a predicted model, not a curated record. Gene Ontology annotation, cellular component: keratin filament; cytoskeleton. Gene Ontology annotation, biological process: intermediate filament cytoskeleton organization. Gene Ontology annotation, molecular function: structural molecule activity. Lineage: Eukaryota; Metazoa; Chordata; Actinopteri; Clupeiformes; Clupeidae. The coding region runs from base 93 to 1373 and encodes 426 amino acids.
GCCCAGCUCUGGAGUGACCCUCUGCAGUCCCUCCCUCUCUCUCUCUCUCUCUCCUCACGCAUUCUGUCCACUGCUCAGCCACCGCCGCCACCAUGAGCUACAGGUCCGACCGCAUGUCCUACGGGCACUCAGCUCCGGCGUACCGGGCCACCAGCGUCUACGGAGGCGCGGGGGGCUUCGGCGCUCGGAUCUCCUCCUCGUCCUCCUCCAGCCUCCGCUCGGGGGCCCCUGGCGGGGGGAUCAAGGCCUCCUCGGCCUACACCCAGCGGAGCUCGGCUCCAGGGGGGGCCGGGGGGAUGUCGACCUCCCUCCAGGGCAACGAGAAGGGCCAGAUGCAGAACCUGAACGACCGCCUGGCCACCUACCUGGAGAAGGUGCGCAGCCUGGAGCAGGCCAACGGCAAGCUGGAGGCCCAGAUACGAGAGGUGCUGGAGAAGAGCGGCCCGGAGAUGAGGGACUACAGCCGCUACAACGCCAUCCUGGACGACCUCAGGAGACAGGUGUUUGACAUGACUGUGGAUAACGCUCGGCUGGUGCUGCAGAUAGACAAUGCCAGGCUUGCUACGGAUGACUUCAGAGUCAAGUAUGAAUCUGAGCUGGCUAUUCGUCAGUCUGUGGAGGGAGACAUUGCUGGGCUGAAGAAAGUGAUCGACGACACGAACCUCGGCCGUAUGAACAUCGAGAGUGAGAUCGAGUCCGUGAGAGAGGAGCUGGCCUUCCUCCAGAAGAAUCACGACAAUGAAGUGUCGGACUUGACGAGGCAGAUCUCCAUGUCAGGCGUGCAGGUGGAUGUGGACGCUCCCAAGGGCCAGGACCUCUCUCAGGUCAUGGAGGGCAUAAGGGCCAACUACGAGAAGAUGGCUCUGAAAAACGCUGAGGAGCUCAAGCUGUGGCAUGAGAACCAGAUAUCCGACGUGCAGGUUCAGGUGACCCAGAACACAGAGGCCCUACAGGGGGCACAGAUGGAGAAGAACGACCAGCGGAGGCAAAUACAGACGCUGGAGAUAGAGCUGGCGUCACAACAGAGCCUGAAAGCAUCUCUUGACGACACGUUGCGGACUACGGAGCUGCGUUCGAACGCGGAGAUGGAGAAGUACAACGACCUCAUCCGCCAGCUGGAGGCCGAGCUGGGGCACCUGAGGACAAACGUCACGCAGCAGGGCCAGGAGUACGAGGCGCUCCUCAACAUGAAGAUGAAGCUGGAGGCGGAGAUCGCCACCUACCGCCACCUGCUGGAUGGGGGAGACACCACACCUCCACCUCAGCAGCCCUCUCAGCAGCCCUCUCAGCCACAGCCCAGCAAGGGCAAGCCCAAGUUCAAUUUAACAGAUGCUCUGGGGGAGCUGGAGGGUCUGGAAGGUCUGGAAGAGUGAAGUCACACACACACACACACACACACACACACACACACACAUGCAGUAAGAAAGGAGACAACCACUGUUACAUCAAAGAGAGCCACCAAAUCAGCAAUGUUCUGUGAAAGAAGGCUUUAAAAUCCACUGUGAUGUUUUUUAGCCACAGACAAAGACAAUAAAUUUCUGUACGGUAGAAAUGUG